AUGUUGUGUGAAAGCAGUCUGUGGUGGGUGGCAUUUUGUUUAGAAUCUGACUGUGUAGAUUCUCCCACAUGCCACUCAGUCAUGGCUCCCAAAUUCUCUCAUUUGACCUCCAAACCGUCAGCCAAUACUCAGGCUCCAGUCCAUUUCUUUCACAACAGUAUAUCUAGAGAUUCCCAUUCAUCAGAUGGAGAAUCUCAGAUUUCCUCCACAGCACCCCUGGAUUGGCGCCAUCUUUCUCCAGGUAUGGGCAUCCAUGGUAGUGUACCAUCCCCAGUAGCUGAGGCCUUCCUAGUACCCUCCAGUUGCCAGAGCAUUUGCCAAAACUACAGUGACCUGCAUAUAGCUGGUGGCCAAGUGUUGCCUCUUAGUCCAGGAGCUGGAAAUGUGCAGAGCAGUUUUUUGCUGGACCAGCACACUGGACCCUUUCUGCUAUCAAAAGAUUUUCCUCCUUCCUCUCUUCUUCGACCCCAGCCCCCUGAACACAGGAGUUCCCGACGCUGGAGGGAAGUCAGUGGGCGUGAGCGUCCCUCUCUGCUGCAGGAUGGUCGUCCUCUCUCUAACUCUGAGCUAAAUGGCUAUCUAGAAAAGAAGUUGCUGGAGCUGUACACAGAGUAUAUGACUGAAGACACCAUUAUGGCCUCUGUGCUGGAGCAGAUCACGCUGCAGCUGAGCCAAGAACACAAGCUGGAAACAGCCAGGGCUAAAGACAUGCUGCUUAGCUGUCUGAUGAGAGUCACCAGCAGCCAUCAUUCAAGUGAGAUCAGCACCCCAGUGCUGCAGAUUUCCACCCAGACAACUUGAGGAGGAUGGAGAAAGCACAGAAAAAAUCAAAUGUAUCAGAAAAUAUGAUUUUUAUAUAAAAAUUAUUGUGCAUUUAUCAUGGUAGUUCUUAAAACU
Trichomycterus rosablanca is the source of this 897-nucleotide messenger RNA. Its product is annotated as TLR adapter interacting with SLC15A4 on the lysosome. The transcript has a single exon. Lineage: Eukaryota; Metazoa; Chordata; Actinopteri; Siluriformes; Trichomycteridae. The record is from RefSeq and is a predicted model, not a curated record. Gene Ontology annotation, biological process: regulation of toll-like receptor signaling pathway. The coding region runs from base 1 to 801 and encodes 266 amino acids.